AUGGAUCAAGUCGAUAUGAUAUAAGAUGAUCAAUAAUCUCCACUACACAUUAAACAAUAACUUGAUAUUGAUAUAUCAUACAGAGUAGCAUACCCAAUCAAUUUGGAUUUACAAUAAAAAGAAACACCUAAAACAACAGAGAGAACUAUUAAACAUCUUGAAAUUGAUGAAGUACAAAUACUAACAGAAACAACAUCAAAAACAUAAAUUGAUGUAUCCUCUCCUAGAGUACCAUUCCUAACUCAUUCCUAAAUAAUGGGAAUGCAUCAAGAAGAAGAUGAAGUCCCUUUUAAUAGAUCUGCUUUAAAUUAUCCACUUUCAGAAAUUCCUGAAGAACUUACACCCAGUAUUAUGCCACAUGUACUUCAUUUAAUACUAUUCAAGAUAUCUAAGGUAUCUAAUUAAGAGGUUAUCAUUGAUAAUAUGAGUAUAGUAAAUAGUUAGUAAUUGAAAUUUAGUAAAAAAUCUUCUGAAACUAAUGUUGUAUCAAUUAUCAAUAUAGAUGGUAGCAAAUUGAAAGAGGAAGUAAUGUUAUUUAUAAUUAUAUAAAAAUAGUUAAAAGAACAUAUAAGUUUGUUGGAAUCUAAAGUUUAAGAAUUAGAGAAAGAAAACAUAAUUCUUAAAAAGAAAUCUAAUUAAGAGAAAAUUAAAUAUAUUGAAUUGCAGAUGGAAACAGAGUAUAAAUUAACAUCAAUAAUUGAAUAAUUUUAAGAUUAAGAGAAUAAUUAUAAAAAAUAAAUUAAUAUCCUUAAAAAUGAUCUUAAUAAUGCAAAAUUAUAAAUUCAUAUAAUAAACCAAUAGAUUCCACAUAAUAUAGAAUAAUAAUUAUCAUAAUCAUAAAUUUAAUUGUCAUAUAAUAAUAAAUCUUAAUAAUAUUAUAAUAAAUAAUCAACCUUAUCAUAGUCAUUUAAUGAAUAAUUAAACAAAAAUUAAAAAGAUUUAUAUCUUACAUAAAUUUAAUAUGAAAUUGUACAUUCUAAAUUAAUCAAAAUCAUAAAGAAGAUAGAUUAAUAGAUUGAUAUUAAUAAAAAAGAUUUAUGUGAUCUCUUAUCAAUAUUAGAAAACAAAGUUUAAUCAAUAAUUAAUAGUGAAGAAGAGGAAAAAAUUGAUGAACAUAGAACCUUAUUAUCAACAUUAAAAACUGAAUUGGGAGAAAUUAAAUAAAUAAGAGGAUAAUUAUCUAGAGUAUUUUAUGAUCAUGAUUAAUUUAUCCAAAAGAGAAAGAAUGAAAGUAUAAACGAUUUAAAAAUUAAUGAGUUGACUCUCUAAGUUUAAGAAUUUAAGUAAUAAAAAUUAGAAUUAAUUGAAUAGACAUAAAAAUAAUAGGAUUAAAUUAAUUAACAGAAUUAAAUAAUUAUUGAAUUGCAAUAGAAACUAAGUAAAAUAUUAUUUUUUAUUUAGAUAAUUCAUCUUAAACUGAUACACAAAGAAUGCAAUCUUAAUUUAUUCGUUCACUUUAAACAAAUCCUAUUAAGAAUAUCAAGGAAAGUAUAAAAUAGAAAUAAGAGUUUUCAAAGUAAAAAUUUAAUAAUAUUUAAGAAAAUAAAACUUAAAAUUAUAAAAUUCUCCAAUGAGUCGAUCUGAAAAUGCUUCUCCAUCAUUAAAAUUCCUGAAUUCCCCUAAGUAAAAAUAGUUAUAAUAUUAGAAAUUCUAAUUGUUUUUCUACACAUUAAAAAUAUUAGAAAGAUGAUAAAUAGUAAGAAUUCUGUUAUUAAACAUCUGAUUUUAGUGUUAAUUAUAAUUCAAUUUAUUAAUCAACAACUUAGAAUUUUAACAAUAAUGUUAAUUCAAAUAGUGAGAUCAUUUAGAAAUUAAUUGAACAAUUUAAAGGAAAUUCAAUUUUUGCAUAAAAAAUAUCGGGUUAUUCAAAAAGAAAUUGA
Messenger RNA from Paramecium pentaurelia, 1880 nucleotides. The record is from the annotation of a GenBank genome assembly. Lineage: Eukaryota; Ciliophora; Oligohymenophorea; Peniculida; Parameciidae.